AUGGCUUCCCUAGAGGAAACAGCGAAGAUGUUUCAGAAUAAAUUCGAGAAUAUGAUAAAGGAAAUUACUAUACUCUCCUUGCCUAUGCAGAAGAAGUCGUUCCAAUGCUGCGUUUCGUGCUUCGAUUCGCACAAGCAAGAUCCUGAGAAGAUAGCUGAAUGCAUCAACCAGUGCCACGAGCCCAGCCAGUCCUUUAACAGAGUCCUACAGCGAGAAGUCGAAGGCCUCCAAACCAACAUAGAAAGCUGCCAGAAAAUUUGCUUCAACCGCCUGGCCCCGAAGCUUGAGGGAGCUUCGUCUCAAACGGAAAAGACAGCCAUCGAACGGGAGAAAGAUGAGUGCUUUGUGCAGUGCUUUACAAGCAACAUCCCUAUCAUUGCGGAGAUCAGAGACCGCCUGAAACGGCGAAUCUAG
Messenger RNA from Eimeria necatrix, 414 nucleotides. RefSeq lists its product as hypothetical. NCBI's taxonomy places the organism in Eukaryota, Apicomplexa, Conoidasida, Eucoccidiorida, Eimeriidae. The transcript has 2 exons. The coding region runs from base 1 to 414 and encodes 137 amino acids. Gene Ontology annotation, cellular component: cytoplasm. The record is from RefSeq and is a predicted model, not a curated record.